Molecule: messenger RNA, 5364 nt
Organism: Nematostella vectensis (starlet sea anemone)
Lineage: Eukaryota; Metazoa; Cnidaria; Anthozoa; Actiniaria; Edwardsiidae
Exons: 8
Coding region: 289-2484 (731 amino acids)
Biological process (GO): regulation of transcription by RNA polymerase II
Cellular component (GO): cytoplasm; nucleus; transcription regulator complex
Molecular function (GO): DNA-binding transcription factor activity, RNA polymerase II-specific; protein dimerization activity; RNA polymerase II transcription regulatory region sequence-specific DNA binding
Source: RefSeq, a predicted model, not a curated record
ACUGCACAGAACAGUGCAACUUCUAACACGGUCAAACCUUUUCCAAAUCUCACCAAAGGCGAUCGCCCUCUAAGCAUUUUUUCUACACCAUGGCCGUUCUCUCUUGAAUAUCGUUUUAGAAUGGAGAAUUGAUCGAUCUUUUUCUGCUUUUUUGUCAGUGUAUGGGAGCUUGUAGGUCGCGCAAAAGAAGUCACGUACCAUUUAGAAAUUCAAAUCGCCUCUUCUUUUAGACAUUAGUGGAGUGGUCUUGUAAAGCUAGCAAUCCUGGCGGCUCUUGAAGUGGAUAGCAUGAACCAGGGCAAUAAGCUCAAAAGGAAGAAGAAAAACCAUGGGCCGGGCAACCCGUCGAAAAGACAUCGGGACAGACUAAAUGCAGAGUUGGACAAUUUAGCACGUUUGCUGCCCUUCCCCGAGGAGACUGUCACGAAAUUGGACAAAAUAUCCAUUCUACGACUGACAGUCAGCUAUCUAAGGGCCAAAAGUUUCUUCCAAGUGAAUGGUAAAAAUGGGCAGGAGGAGACAUGUGAGGAUCUUGUACGGGAAUUUGAAGGCAAUGGUUUAUUCUCACAGCUCUCUCUCGAGGCAUUAGAUGGGUUUAUAGUUGUGAUAACGCAAGAUGGACAAUUAUUCUAUGUCUCAGAGAAUGUGCGGGACUUCCUGGGUUAUUCACAGGCGGCAGUUAUUCAUCAGAGCAUUUACAAGUUUCUACACAUUGAUGACCAGGAUAUGGUCAAGCUGAAGCUGGCUUGGCCAAGCAGUGUCUCCAAAGAACUUGGGAAGUGUGAUAGUGAAACAAGGCGGAGAGACUCUGUCUCUGGAAAACAAGAAAAUGGCAAAGUGUCCGAGCUCACUGACCUGGAAAAGCUGAAUCGGACGUUCACCUGCCGCAUGAAGUGUACACUGAACCAUGGUGGAGGCUUCUACAAGUUGUUCAAGCUGAGCGGUAGACUGCGUGAGAUCCAGACGAGGAAACGCGACGGGGACGUGGUAGAGUACGGUUUGUUUGCCAUUUGUUCCCCCUCUAACAAUGCUAGCAGCACUACUAACGGCUCGUCCAACAAGAAGGAAGUCGCCAUCACAGCACAGAAGAGAUUAGAGAGAACCAGCAGCGACCCUCUCGGUCAGAGGCGAAACGCGUACAACCCGCACGCUAUGAUGAGACCCGCACACAUAGGCCCCUUCCUGUAUCCCGACUCGCGUGCCCCGUUUAGUCCGCUGGCCUCACCUACCGCAUCCUCGGAUUCGGGUCACCCGUCACCCGGAUCCAGCCAAACUGGAAAAACCGGUUCUUUGGACCAAGAAAUGCGCAGUGACAUGAGUGACCAGUCUUCGUCGCCCAAGUCGGAGAUGGAAGCACGCGAGAGGAUUAUUGCGAUAAACAAGGCCAGGAUGCAGUACGUCCGCGGAGACCGUAAGAUGAAAGGGGCCAACUUUACCGACGGCUCAUCGACAGGCUCUGAGGAAGACUCUCCAGCUUGGAAGCGAUCACGAAGUCUAGCCGACGCCUCCGAACUCGAAGCUAUGCGCAACAUUCGGCCAUUCGGGAUCGGUGCGGGAACGCCUCUGCCACCGAUAGCUGAGCUUAAAACGGAGCCAAAGUCUGAAGGGAAUGGGGCCACUAACGGAGGGACUGAGACGUCACGCGCUAAAACGGACCUCACGCGAAGGCCACUGAGCUCCUACGACAACAGACUGGAUGCGGCCGGGGGCCUGGUAAACCUUGCGGGAAUGCCGAUCCCGUUUCCCGGGAUGUACCCGUUUCCGGAAAUGAUUUAUCCCGAAAUGAUGUUCCCGCGCAUGGAUGCAAUGCACUCGCCACUGGACGUGUCCCGCGGGCACAACCCAUUUGACCCGCACAACCCAUUCGACCCGCACAACCCUUGCUGCAUCACGAACGACCCGCUGGCCAUGAGGCGAUGGCUGAGUGCAAGCGAUUUGUACCGAUCACAGAUGAACCCGCUCCUCGCGGCCCAGACCAGUCUCAUGUCGCCCGUCGACCGGAUGCGCUACUUCCAGUUCCCAUUCCACUACGCGGGCUACCCGUUUCCGGGCCCCGGACCGUUUGGGAUUGCCGCGGGAUUCGGCGAUCGACAUCUUGCCGAGCUGGAGGCGAUGCGAAGGCGAGGGGAGGUGCAAGAACAAGCAACGCCUACUACAAAAGAGGCACCCGCGGAUUCCGAGCACUCGACUUUUGCGGCUGAGACAGCGCCGAGAUCGCCGAAGUCUGUGUCGCCUUCCGGAGAGGUCCAAGUCAAGAAGGAAAAUGAUGCCGAGCAAAAGCCGACACAUCCACGAAGGGAAAAUGAGAAGACUACGAUCGCUUACGGGCAAGCCGAAGAUGAACCGAGCGAGAGAGAGAAGUCGGCGUCGCCGUACCGGGUGAGUCUGACGGGGAUUCAGGCAGAGUUCUCAAGUCGCCUUGAAAGUCUCAACAAGUCCUUCACGCAGUCCUUCGAUCACGAGAUGGGAAAAGAAGAUAAGUAGAGUUACUUGUAGUCCACAGUUAAUUACUUGUAGUCCAGAUUUAGCUUUGAAUUUACUAGGCUUGAAUCCAGUAUAAUCGUCUGCCAUGUUUGUGGCUUCCUGUGGUAAAAUUGCCAGACUCGUAACCUGUCGCCUAGUGAUGCGCGAAGAGCAUUAUGGGAGCUUGAUCUUCCCAUGGUGCUUUUGGCGCGAUUGUGUUUGGAGACUGGUUAUUAGUUUGGAACAAGGCUGAAGAAUUUUUUUUUUGCUUGCGAGAAUGACGAGAAUUACAAAAAUCAUUGUUUCCUAUGGCAUUUGAGAUAUGCGAUGACUAAUCUAUGAUUAGCUCGGGUACGUGACGUACAUACCAUUUGCAGUCAUUCACCUUAGAUCAGAGUCUUGCUACGCCUGUAGGAAGUAAACCUUCCAGGUCGGUAGAAUAAACAUAAGUGUCUAAUAAUACUCGCCAUAAUCUUAAAAUAGUAAUGUAGUAUAAAUAGUUUAUUUGAUAGUGAGAUGUGGACGAGUAUGAAUUGUAUAGUUAGAUUAAUAGGUCUUAUGACGUGAAUUUAUAUCUGCGAGGAACGCAGGAUUACUUGCUACCACAUGUACUUCUUGGAGGUGUGAAGGGGAUGAUUGAAUUUAUGCUCGCUUGUAUGAUACGGGGUUCCACAUUGUUCAAUUCUGGGUAACCCUAUGGCUUUGGGUAACAACCAUGUUCACGCCGCACACGUAGCCCAACAUCAAUAGAGACAAAUAUAGUGCUUGAGCCACCUGUGUUGUUACCGUGUUGUCAAUAUGGGGAUACUGUCAACAAUUCGUAAGCUUUUCAGAAAAUCAUUUUUAUGGAGAUUUUUCGGGUAUUGUGGUCACGCCCAGUCUUGAAAACAGUUUGGAGUCCCCAGUGGAUCUUUCCUGAGACCGAAAAAUAGCCAGCGUAUUGACGCUGCCACAUGUGCUUCUUAUGACGAUGUGACGAGAGUCGAGUUGACUCAACCGCUAGUACUUCUUAAAGAUCGACAGUUAUCAGCUCCCUCGGGCGUUGUGGCCCGAUUUUAUGUACGCGAUUAACGAAGAGAAUGUUAUGAUUCUUGUGGGGUUCUUCGGAGCAGCCAUCGUUUCUCUAAUGACUUAUUGUUUCGGGAAAACUCCUGAUACAUCUCCUUUAGCAGCAAACAAUGACUGAACAAACGGACAAUGCAAAAGCGGUGAGAUUUUGGCAAUCAUAGCCAAUAGUCAAACCUUAAUUAAAACUACAGUAUAGUUAAUUUUUUUUUCGUGCACCUGGAGUCUGUUUUUAAAUCCCGUCUGAAUUCCUUGUGCAGUGAUGAUAGAGUUAACAGAGACAUUUAGCAUCGCGUUUUCAGAAUCAGCCGCAAACGGCAAACCGCGGUUAGCCGUUACCGGUUUGCGGUUUGACGUACUGGCAAAAACGUAGUUUUAGGAAAAAGUGCAAAGUGGAAAAUGUAAAUGAAAAUAUAUUAUUUCAAGAGUCAAAUGAUUAAGAACACUAAUUCAUGGUCUCAAACGUGAGCUCAUGACUUACUUAGGUAAAUCACUUACCGCUAGACGGUGCUCCUGAGGUCAAAACGCGAACCGCAGACUGCGAACUUGACCGCAAGGCCUUGCCACGUGACACCCAGAGGUUUGACGUUUGCCGUUUCAGAGAAAAAAUGCUAAAUGUCUCUAAUCAAAUUGUUCAGCCUUUAAAGUGCCCCGCUAGACAAAUAGUCAGCGGUCGUCACGAGCGGUGCGUAUGGCGCGUCUUUUCUUAUAGGCUUCAAGUCGUAAGUUCUAGAAUUUUCUUUAGUUGUUUUUGGUUUGAUGUCUUGUGACCACUAUAGAGAGCAAAGGAAAGCCUCAAAAUGACGCGUAAACGGCAAUACCUAAGGCAAACAGGACCAUCGUUAAACCAUACUUGAUCAUCGCUAAACUAUUCUAUCCCCCGUGACAAGGAAGACUAAACACGACCAACAUAGCGCUUCCCCCUAGGGCUGCCGCAAUUAAAAUUAAAACGAGCCAUGGGAUCUUCCUGUAAUCAACUCUAUUGUAUUAAAGAUAAAAGUAUAAAUUUGAAUAUAUAUAAUUUUAGAGAGCUGAGCUCUUAGAUAGUCUUGGUGAUUUUUUUCGUAAAAGUGUUCUUAGUCUCGCGGGCUUAGAGUUCGCUUCAUAUUAUUGACAUUGUGUGUAUAUUCGCCAUUAGUUUACCAAAAAGAUAUAUAUACGCGUCUGUUAAUUAGGCCCAGUACCCAGCUAUUACUCCAUUGUCUUUAGAAUGCUAUAGCUUUGUGUGUUUCGUUGGGUCCCAGUGCAGUCUGGGAAAUCUAACUCUGGGUGCCAGGGGCUUUUCGGCCUUCCGUCGACAUUCGUUCGUAGCGUUAUCGGGUUUUCGGCGGUGCGGGAAUCCCUGGGACCCAGGGCAGUCAGGCUUUGUACGAUUUCUGAUCCCAGUGAUUUUGGCCUGGACCUUUCGUGAGAUAAUUAAUCGUCGGUCCAUUAAAGCAGCGAAAUCACCCUUCCCAGAAUGCAUUGGCAUAAGUUCUUUAUGUUUUCCAAGGUAAAGUGUCAGAAAAAAUGCACACGGGUGCGGUUUUCAUUGCGUGACGGGGAUUCAGGCAUAUAUAGUAAACAAGAAUUACUGUGUAAUUAUUCUAAAAAAAAAAUGGAAAGCCUGAGGAAUUGUUUCCAAUGCAAUGCAUCCUGGGUAGCCCCUUCGAUGUUUGCAAUAAAUCAUAUAAUCAGCAUUAAUAAACACUCAGCGGUAUAUAGCUUGAGUUGAAUUUCCGUAUAUUGGCGAAGGGUUGGCCAAACCUUUCCGUAUAUUGGCGAAGGGUUGGCCAAACCUAUUCCGUAUAUUGGUUAAGAUAUAUAAAUGUAUUCAAUAAAAGCUAAGAAAUGCUG